ACGCGGCAGCAGGCAACGUUAGUCAACGCCAAAAAUUUUAAAGAGGUCUGCGGGAAGGAAAAUUCUUUCCUCUUUUGUGUGUAUACAAUUGGGGAUAUCACCAUCGGCCUGCCUGCUCUGCUUUUUCUACUGUAACAGCGAACGAACACGAAGAAUCUUCUUAUCUAUCUAUCUAUCUAUCUUCUUUUCUGAUUCUUGUCCUCUGUCCAGUUGUUUGCUUUUAAAUUUUUAGUUCUAUUUAUGUUUAUAUCUUUUCUUACGCGUAAAUCAAUUCAUUAGUCAAUCUAAGAGAAAGAUUUGAUUGGGGAUAAGAUUACUAUUCGCUCGUAUUACUUAUAAAUAUACGAAGAAGGAAAUUGGUGAUCGAUCGGAGGGAAAAUGGUGAGAGAGACGGAAUAUUACGACGUGCUUGGGGUCAGCCCCACCGCCACCGAGGCGGAGAUCAAGAAGGCUUAUUACAUCAAGGCCCGACAGGUUCAUCCAGAUAAGAAUCCCAAUGAUCCUCUUGCUGCACAAAAUUUUCAGGCGUUGGGAGAGGCAUACCAAGUAUUGAGUGAUCCUGCCCAACGGCAAGCAUACGAUGCAUAUGGGAAAUCUGGAAUCUCAACAGAAGCAAUUAUUGAUCCUGCAGCAAUUUUUGCAAUGCUUUUUGGUAGUGAGCUUUUUGAGGACUACAUAGGACAGCUUGCGAUGGCAUCAAUGGCUUCAUUAGACAUUUUCACAGAGGGAGAACAAUUUGAUACAAAAAAGUUGCAAGAGAAGAUGAGGGUUGUUCAGAAGGAGAGAGAAGAAAAGCUUGCGCAGAUACUGAAAGAUCGACUUAACCAGUAUGUACAAGGGAACAAAGAGGAAUUUAUUAAUCAUGCUGAAGCUGAAGUAACUAAGCUAUCAAAUGCAGCAUAUGGUGUUGAUAUGUUGAAUACAAUUGGCUAUAUCUAUGCAAGACAAGCAGCCAAAGAGCUUGGAAAAAAAGCAAUAUAUCUGGGUGUGCCAUUCGUCGCUGAAUGGUUUAGAAACAAAGGCCACUUCAUUAAAUCGCAAGUAACUGCAGCAACAGGUGCCAUUGCACUGAUCCAGCUACAGGAGGACAUGAAGAAGCAGCUCAGUGCAGAGGGAAACUAUACUGAGGAAGAGCUUGAAGAAUACAUGCAAUCACACAAGAAGCUGAUGAUUGAUUCCUUGUGGAAACUCAAUGUUGCUGAUAUUGAGGCCACACUUUCCCGUGUUUGUCAGAUGGUUCUUCAAGACAACAAUGUCAAGAAAGAAGAGUUACGUGCGCGAGCUAAGGGGUUGAAAACUCUUGGUAAAAUCUUCCAGAGGGUGAAGUCAUCUAAUGGAAGUGAGAGUGACACUGCACUAGAUGGUGCUGUGCAUAAACUGAAUGGAAGUGCACCAAGUCAUGAUGCAACUUGUCCCAGCACAUCACCAAAAUCUAGAAGUCUUGAAGAGCCAUCUUAUGGUACAUUGGCAUCACAGAGCCCCUAUGUGGAGGCUCCACACUUUGAUGGCACUCAGUUCAAUUUCCCAAGGCCAACAGCACCACCUGGUGCGCCAAAACAUUUGACUGGUGGUGACUGAUGAUGGAGAAGCGUGAGCCAUUGCUUGAUAGCUUGUAUAUGUGUCGUAAUGGCUUGCAUCAUGGAAGAGUGUUGGAUUUCAUUUGUUGAAUUUGUAUGAGUGGAUGAUCUGGAAAACACAUCCCACCUCCAUGUUAGCAGGGAUUUGAAUGAUGUAUGUAUGAAAGACAACUAUUUGUACACAGAGGGAGAUGAUUGUAAUGCUAUUUUUUUUCCAGUCUCUAGAUGGCUGCUGUGGGCUUCCUUCCUCGUAUUAUGCUGUAGUUUGUCUGUUUUGGUUUGACAUGAUAGGUUCUCGUUUUUUGGCUAGAUAUUUGUUCCUUGGUUAUCUUAUGUAUUAUUAAUGCUAUUUAAGGAGACAUGAGUGUACUCGACUCUUUAAUUUAGUUGGGUUAUGGAGCCAGUAAUGUUGUGCUCUA
This is a messenger RNA of Hevea brasiliensis (rubber tree), 1996 nucleotides long. RefSeq names its product chaperone protein dnaJ 10. NCBI's taxonomy places the organism in Eukaryota, Viridiplantae, Streptophyta, Magnoliopsida, Malpighiales, Euphorbiaceae. The record is from RefSeq and is a predicted model, not a curated record. The transcript has 10 exons. Bases 379 to 1578 code for a protein of 399 amino acids.